CGCCCGAGCUGCGAGAUGAGGCUGUGCGCGUGUGUGAUUGACGUGCUACUGACGCUGCUCGCCGCGUCUCUACUGGGCGCGCGGCCGGCGUCUUCCGUCAGCGCGGGAAAGCCGAACACUCAGGCGCCGCAGUUGGAGGCCCAAUUCAUCAACCAAGUCGUUGCCAAAGUAGAGAAACUACUCAUGGUCGGGUCGGGGAAUACAGAGUCGCUACAGUACGAGGUGUUCGAGCCUCACGUGGACCUGAGGCCCGCGACGCGCAAGCGCCGUCGGAAAAGGCGGCGACGGCGGCGACAUCUGGAGGAAGGCAGCGGCGGCGACAGUGCAGACCUGAGCCUCGAGCUGCCCGCUUUUGGACAGACGCUGAGGCUGGAUCUCGGACAGACCGAGGAGCUCAUCUCGAGCCAGUUUCAAGUGGUGGAAGAAGGUGCCUCAAACAACAGCUCUGGGCGGCGCCGACGCAGAGACGUCGCCUCCGGCGGGGACCUACCGGACGCCUCGUGCUUCUACCAGGGCCACGUGCGAGGGAUCGCCCAGAGCAAGGCGGCGCUAUCCGUUUGUUCGGGCCUGAGGGGCCUGGUGGAGCUUCCCGGCGCGACCUACUUCGUGUACCCCCUCUACGCCCUCGCCAGCAGCGGCCGCAGGGCGGGCGUCAGCGCCGGAGCCACCAAUUCCACGUCGACGCCACACAUCCUGGCCAGGGCGGACACACACAAACACCUGCGAUGCGGCCACUGCGAGAGAAGUUCACGGCCGGACAACGGAACACGUUCUGUCCGAGUUCCCGCCGGAGACUGGAAGUCCCGACGGAGGAGGAACAGGGCAAGGAGAAGGGUGGGGGGACCUUCGCCGUCCGCCAACAGCGGCGGCCGCAGGAGAAACCCCAGGGACGGGGGCGAGGCCCUGGUCGAGACAGCGGUGUUCGUGGACCAGGCGCUGUACCAGGCCAUGUCCAGGGCAUUCCCGGGCGAGGACACCGACCGGGAACUGGUCACAUACGUCCUGACCAUCAUGAACGCGGUACAAAUGCUUUUCAAGCACGAAUCGUUAGGGAAGAAUAUCGACGUGACUGUCGUCGAGCUGGAAGUAUUGAAACUCCAACCCAGGGACCUGAGUCCUUCGGAGAACAUCGACACGUACCUGACAAAUUUCUGCGUGUGGCAGCACCAAAGACGGAGGGCCGCCUCAGCCCAGGGCACGCCAAAAUGGGACCACGCGCUCCUCUUAUCAGGGAUCAACAUGUUCGUCGUGGAUGAGAAAGGACUGCGAAAACGACACGUCGUCGGACUCGCUCCGGUGAGCGGAAUGUGCAACUCUCUCAACAGCUGCACCAUCAGCGAGGGAACCAGCUUCCAGAGCGUCUACGUUGCCAGUCACGAGAUGGGACACAGCUUGGGCAUGGAGCACGACGGCUCCCAGGACGGGAAUCCAUGCGACGUGGACAACUACGUGAUGUCUCCGACUCUGGGGGCAGGCAAGACCCGCUGGUCGUCCUGCUCUCGCCAGUACGUGACCAAGUUCCUGCGGCUGCCGGCCGCUUCGUGCGUCUUCCAGCGGGGAACCCGCGAGGUUGACGUCGACUUGCUGAAGGCGCGCAAGGCGCCUCUGCUGCCCGGGGAGAUCUUCUCGGCCGACCGGCAGUGCGCGCUGCGCUUCGGGUCGGCCAGCCGCCGAACUAACCAUCAACCGCUUCAGGACAUCUGCCGAAUGCUGCGGUGUGAAAUGAACCGUGGCAUCACGCCAGUCUCGUUCGCAGCUCACCCCGCCCUUGAAGGAACGCCCUGUGCUGAAAACAUGUGGUGCAGGGGUGGCUACUGCGUGGCUCGCCGGGACGAGUUGGAACGGCGUCGGUCACGGGACCCUCCCGUGGACGGCGGCUGGGGACCCUGGUCGUCCUUCGGAACCUGCCGAUCAGACUGCGUCGCCAGGGGAGACUACGCCUACGUCGGCGUCAAGGUGUCUCGAAGACGAUGCGACAGGCCCAGCCCAGAGAACGGAGGCCGCUUCUGCGAGGGUUCCGACAAGAGAGUGCAGAUCUGUGACGCAACGCAGUUGUGCACGACGUCGAAGAACCAGCGGUUGUUGGACGAGUUCGUUCUCGGCAUCUGCCGCCAGGCGGCGGCGCGAGACAAGAGCAUCGAGCCGUACGGCACGCAGUUCCCCAGCAGAGACUACACGCACUCGUGCUACGUGUGGUGCCGCAAACGUGGAGGCGGAUACAUGACCCACGGCUGGCGCAUCCCCGACGGCACGCCCUGCUGGAGCCUGAGCCAGAGAAGGCAGGCCAGGAACACCAACCGCUACUGCGUCGACGGAGAGUGCCAGGCGUUCGACUGCUACGGCCGCAGCACGGAGGACGACUCGUCCGAGGCGUCGUGUCCCGUCCGCCAGUCGCCCCUGAUGGCGGCAUCCGCAUCGGCGAGCCCCCGCGGUGUUGUCCCCUCCGGUUGGGGACCGUGGCACGCAGUCAGCGAGUGCCGACACUCCUGCCUCGCAGGCGGCUCGGGAUUCCAGCUCGUCGCUCGAGAGUGCAACGCCAUAUCGCGGUGCUCCGGGAAGAAGGAAACGUACAAGCUCUGCGAUUCCACACGGAAGUGUCGGGGUAUGGUUACACCAGACCAGUAUGCAACCAAGGUGUGCGAGAAAUACCGAAGGAAAUACUCCAGCCUACUCAGUGGACGAGGAAGGCAGCUACCACUGCAGACGGGAAAUCCACAUGUAUCGUGUGUGGUGGCGUGCCAGGACCGCGUGUGGAAGGACACUCACUACCAGAUGGACGUGUUCGAAGAAGGACGCUUCCCAUUCGGCACCGAUUGCAGUGGAGGACGAGGAAGGGCCUUCUGCGUUUCUGGACGAUGCCAGAAAUUCACAAGUGAAGGAACUCCUCUCGAUGAAGAAAGUGUGACACCCCGGGCCCUGCAAAGAAAGCGUCGACGCCGAAGAAUCAAGCGCCACGUGCCUACGUUCCGCAACCUAACGACAAAUGUCACUGUCGAAGAAGGCGAUGUCCGAUGGACAGCUGAACGCCAGGCGCGGCUGACGCUCCCCAACACGAAUCAAACUUUGGAGGCUUGGCAUUCAUGGAAUGUUCACAUGUCCGACUGCUCACUGCCCUGUGGUGGAGGCACACACAACGUGACUGUCCAGUGCGGUGUGUCAAGGAAGUACCCGAAUGGCAGUUGCGAUCAGGGCCAGAGACUCCCACUCAAGACGGGCCCCCUCGCUUGUAACACUGAGCCCUGCACUGGAAGGUGGCACACAGAACCAUGGGGCGCCUGCGUACGCGGCACCCUACAGAGCCGCCUAGUAGUGUGCGUGGAGCCUCUGGCGCCAUCAUCUUUGUUCUCGCUAGUCCCCAACGGCCGCUGCCCACCUCCCCGCCCGACGCGACUCAGGAAGUGCGCACUCCCGUCGGCAGAAAAAACCGCAUCAAUGCCUCAAGCAACUGUCGCUUUGUCGUCACGGCUACUGUCCGGCUUUUCGUGACGUCUGCUAGACAUCUUUUGUUGUACAGGAAUACCAGCUGCGGUAUUUUAGCAAACAGUGCACGCCCUGGGCUGCUGUGCAGCCCGCCACCAAGUGGCCUCCUCCAGAAGACGUCUGCUCGCCGCUGCCGUUUGCAAAGCCUCGCCACGGACGUUCAUUUCGCCUGCACGUUAUAACUUAUUUGUUAUGCAUUGUCUUAGCGCUGUCACUUAAAAUACAUUGCCAUGUUCGAGGUUGCUCCUGUUCAGGAGCGCCAGAAUUAAUUCUGCAUACGUCAAUAGACUGAUUGUCUGCCCAACGGCAAUGUGGCAUUGCAGUCUCCCAAAGAUAGCGCAAGUGCGCCCGGUGACUCAAUCUGCUGCUUUCGGUAUGUGCUAUUCGUAGCGCUGAUGCAAAACCUUCUGAGAAGCUGCAUAGCCUACAAUGUAGAAAAUUAUGUAUGUGCAGAAAACAUUGCGCUUGGGGACUGUGAGAUCUGCAGUCACUCAUUCGCACUUCCGGUUCAGCAGAAUAAAAUGGUACCAAUGCGCCAAGUCGUACAGUGGCAAUGCAUGUUGAUACCAAAGUUUGAA
This is a messenger RNA of Rhipicephalus microplus (southern cattle tick), 4058 nucleotides long. RefSeq names its product A disintegrin and metalloproteinase with thrombospondin motifs 18. Gene Ontology annotation, biological process: extracellular matrix organization; proteolysis. Gene Ontology annotation, molecular function: metalloendopeptidase activity. The record is from RefSeq and is a predicted model, not a curated record. Gene Ontology annotation, cellular component: extracellular matrix. Lineage: Eukaryota; Metazoa; Arthropoda; Arachnida; Ixodida; Ixodidae.